Molecule: messenger RNA, 486 nt
Organism: Acromyrmex echinatior (Panamanian leafcutter ant)
Lineage: Eukaryota; Metazoa; Arthropoda; Insecta; Hymenoptera; Formicidae
Source: RefSeq, a predicted model, not a curated record
AUGGAAACAAUUACACACAAUGGAAAUUACAAAUGGAUCGACUUGCUACCGCAUCGGAAUACAACGCACGAAAGCAUCGAACUAUCCGGUAUGCGGCCCAUCGAUGUGACUCCUACGAUCGCCGACAAAUUCUUAAACACGGUGUACAGUAGCGUAAAGGUCGCAUUCCCGCGAUUCAAUGUGGGUGACUUGCUACGUAUGAGCAAAUUCAAAACGAUCUUUGAGAAAGGUUACACACCAAAUUGGACCAUGGAGGUGUUUAGAAUCAAGGUACAGAAAAUUAAUUCUGUGACGUAUCUUCUGGAAAAUUAUCCCGGAAAACCAGUCGCUAGAGGAUUCUCUGAAUAUGAGCUGCAUCGCGUCGCUAAUCCCAACAUAUAUCUAGUUGAAAAGGUGUUGCGUAAAAAAGAAGACAAAGUUUACGUGAAAUGGCUUGAAUUUAAUAAUUCACACAACUCUUGGAUACACAAGGAUAAUGUGUUAUAA